GGAUGGGGUUCCCUGACUGGGUGCUGGUCCUGCUGGUGCACUUCUGGGCCCUGCAAGGAGCCAGGAACCUGAGUGUGCAGCAGUGGCCCACGACCGUAAGGGCAAAGCAGGGCACUCAGGUGACCCUGGCUUGCCACAUGACCCAGGCCCAGGCCUGGGAGCGGCUCCGUGUGGAGUGGAUGAAGGACAGUGACAUCUUGUGCCAGCUGUUUGGUAUCAAUGGCAGCCUCAGCUCAGGGGCUUGUGGGGCCCAGGGAAGGCUGUCCUGGCAGGCACCUGGGAGGCUCACCCUGCAACUGGACCAUGUGCGUGCCAACGACAGUGGCAACUAUGUGUGCUGGGUAACCGUGGAGAUUCCUGAGUUGGACAAGGCCAAGGGCAAUGGGACCCAGUUGCUGGUAGAAGCAGAUGGCCCCCAGCUGAACACAGCCUCCAGCUUCUCAGGGCUCUUCUUGGCGCUGCUGGUGGCGGGGACCCUGGCCGUGGCUGCGGUCGCGCUGGGCGCUGGGGUCUGGGCCCGGCGCCGCUGCGGGCAGGAGGACUCAGGUGAACCCCCAGGAAACCCAUUGUACUGCAAUGUCCUAUACCGGCCCCGGGGAACCCCGAAGAGGAGUGAGGCAUGGUCUGGAGAGGGGAAGUCGCUGAACAGCCCAAAGGAGAACCAGAGAGACCAGAGUGUCUAUUCAACCUCUUUCCCCCAGCCUGUCCCCUGCCAGCCACGGCUGGUCCCCAAAGCCAGCCCCAGGCCUGGCCACCCCAUCCCUACUGUCAGAAUCUCUCCUGGCCCAGGCUCGUCUGGGUAGCCCAGGGCCAAGAGGAUUCCCCAAAGUCAGAAGAGUCGGAGACCCUAGGAGACCUAAAGUGGACUCCUGGGAAUAGCUACACAAGGGAGAAGGGGCAUCUAACAGCCACAGCCUGGGGCCUUUGAGGAGGAAACUCCCCUUCGGUCCUCA
This is a messenger RNA of Castor canadensis (American beaver), 953 nucleotides long. RefSeq names its product transmembrane and immunoglobulin domain containing 2 (gene Tmigd2). The record is from RefSeq and is a predicted model, not a curated record. NCBI's taxonomy places the organism in Eukaryota, Metazoa, Chordata, Mammalia, Rodentia, Castoridae. Gene Ontology annotation, biological process: B cell receptor signaling pathway; B cell differentiation. Gene Ontology annotation, cellular component: external side of plasma membrane; B cell receptor complex.